AUGAGGCGAGAAUAUCUCCCGCUGGGCUCCCUUCCAGCCUGGCUGCGGCUCAAUGGUGUCACGACAAACGGAGUGGCCGUUCAGGGAAUUGGCUCGCCCGGCAAAGAAACAGACAAAGGAAACUCGAUUGUAGCAACCGACGUGAAAACCAGCAAGGAGAGCGAUACAUCGCCUGAGGUUCUCCUCCGAGUCCCCUCGGACCUAGUAUUGUCAUUGGAUACCGUGCACGAUCAUUCCAAGUCCGACCGGCACUUACACGAUGUAUUGGAAGCAGUUGGCGACUUUGGCAGAACGACGAGGGGCGCGAUUAUGAUCUUUCUGCUGGUGCAAUUGACACAUUCCUGCCCGGACACACCCAAGUAUAUCGGAAUCUCAAACCCCUGGACGGAGUACAUCAAAUUUCUGCCUCCAUCAAUUCCGCUGCCCACCUCCUUCUCUGCGGAGGAGCUGCAGCUUCUCAGAGGUACCUCGUUAGCUGCGGCGGUGGAAGCAAAAACAGGCUCGCUCGAGAGAGAAUUUGAGCAUCUCCGCCAGUCGACCGAAGGAGUUGCUUGGUGCCAGCAAUGCUGGUGGGCGGAGGGGACAGAGAUGUUGUCAAUGGAUGAUUGGAAGUACAUCGAUGCUGCGUAUCGGUCGCGUAUGUUAGACGUGCCAGGCAGAGGUCUCGCGAUGGUCCCCUGUAUCGACAUGGCCAAUCAUGGGGCUGGGUCGGAUGCAAAGGCUCUAUAUGAUACAGACGCGCAAGGUAAUGUAGUUCUCCAGUUGCGCUGGGGUCAGAAUUUGCAGCUUGGGGAAGAAGUGACUAUCUCGUAUGGGGAUGAGAAGUCUGCGUCUGAGAUGAUUUUCUCCUACGGAUUCCUGGAGAGCGACCGAACUGAGACAAACCAGGCGGUCUUGGACAUGUCCCUCCCGGAUGACGAUCCUCUUGGGGUCGCCAAAAAUAUGUUCUGCCGAACUACGCCAGGAAUUAGACUAUCGACUGUCAAUAACGAGACGAACCAAAGUAUGGAGGCCUUGCCGAAAUCAUUACGCGUCACCUGGGAGAGUCCCCUCGCUUGGUGGGCGAGCGUCAAUGAGGAAGAUGGACUGCAUAUGGGUGUGACCGAAACAGUAGAUGGAGCCAGAGAGCUGGAAGCCAUCUGGAAGGGCGAAAAGAUCCAAUCGCCCCACCGACUCCAGGAGUUGCUUGCUGCAGAUCCAUUGUGGGAUAUCUUCCAGCUCCGGGCUGUGGUGCUGGUAUCUCAACGCCUGGAAGCCCAGCUCGCUCUUCUCCACGAGAUCGAGGGGGUAUUGUCAGAUCCAUAUGUGAUUCAGGAGCUUCAUGAGACAGUAUGUCGGCCUGAGAUCUUUAAUUUGAUUUCUCGGUUGCGGGAGCUUGAGAGCGAGUUGCUACAGAAGGCGAUUGGAGGGCUCACGGAGCAGCGCGAUCACUUAUUAGAAUCCAAAACGGUCUCAGCCUAUCUUGCACAGCAAUCCCACGAGGAGGAGGAGGAGGAGGAGGUGGCGGAGGACUUUUCGUGA
Molecule: messenger RNA, 1521 nt
Organism: Penicillium macrosclerotiorum
Lineage: Eukaryota; Fungi; Ascomycota; Eurotiomycetes; Eurotiales; Aspergillaceae
Product: SET domain-containing protein
Exons: 4
Coding region: 1-1521 (506 amino acids)
Biological process (GO): peptidyl-lysine monomethylation
Cellular component (GO): nucleus
Molecular function (GO): protein-lysine N-methyltransferase activity
Source: RefSeq, a predicted model, not a curated record